GUUUUUUCGUGCGAAGCUAGCUAGCUAGCUAGCUAGUUAUUGUACGUGGAGUGAAUUAGCGUCGCGAUCGAAGCCCACAUCCACAUUCCCUGACAAGAAUGGUGUUAUUGAUGUUGCAUCGAUCAACGCACCAACCAUCAAGGUAACGAUUAGAGCACGAGAAAGAGAGAGGGAACAUCAAUAGAGAGAGAUCUGUAGUACAGCACAUCUGUUACAGUCACCAAGGCAUUUCAUUCUGUCCCUACACAGAACCUCAGUCAACAAAGUACAGUUUGGUAUGGUGUCAGCUGUCUCAAUCCCACACUGUCGCUGUGCAGUAAACACUAGCACCAAACCAAGUUUGCAUUGCCAUUUACCACGUUCAUGGUUGACGACCGUCCAUUAGGCAGAACACAGAGAGAGAGAGAGAGAGAGAGAUUACACCUACACGUUCGUGAAUCAACCCUGCAUCACGCACAUCAUAUACAGCAAGAAGGGAAUAUGUUUGAUAAUUGUUUACCACAAUUGUGAUAGCGAAGCCUGCAUUAUAUACAACAAGAAGGAGUACAUUUUAAUUCAUUUGAUUUCGAGGAGCUGUGCAAUAUCAUAAGCCCUCGACUCUUCACAUGCCAUUCCCCACUAUGGCCUUCUGCAAUGCAUCUAUCAGCAAAGGUGACCAGAGGACUUGUACAGUGCCACACUGCUAGGUGCGCAUGCCAUGACAUUAAGAAAUAAACAAACAAUAUCCGAAGAAAACGCUUGUCAUUAGAACUCUUUGCUAGUUCCAAAGUGGACUGGUCAUUUAGAACUCCAAGAUGAAUCAGUACCAGGUUACGAAGCAGCUGGGAGACGGAACGUACGGGAGCGUGAUUCUCGGCUGCAGGUUCGAUAAUGGGGAGAAAGUCGCUAUCAAAAAGAUGAAAAAGAAGUUCUAUUCCUGGAAUGAAUGCAUGGAGUUGAGAGAAGUAAAGUCUCUGAAAAAGCUGAACCAUGCCAACAUAGUUAAGCUGAAGGAAGUCAUACGAGAAGACAACAUUCUUUAUUUUGUGUUUGAGUACAUGACAGAGAAUCUCUAUGAACUCAUGAAAGGAAGGGAUAGGUUAUUACCAGAACCAGUCAUCAGGAAUAUUGUAUAUCAAAUUCUUCAGGGAAUGGCAUACAUCCACAAAAAUGGUUUCUUCCAUCGAGACAUGAAGCCAGAGAAUCUCUUAUGCUGUGGACCAGAACUCAUCAAGAUCGCUGACUUUGGUCUAGCGAGGGAGACUAGGUCCAGACCUCCAUACACAGACUAUGUAUCAACAAGAUGGUAUCGAGCGCCAGAGGUCCUACUGCGUUCCACCAAGUACAGCUCGCCCAUUGACAUGUGGGCAGUAGGCUGCAUCAUGGCUGAGCUCUACACGUUAAGACCUCUAUUCCCAGGAAGCAGUGAGGUGGAUGAGAUCUUCAAGAUCACUACUGUCUUGGGUACCCCUAAGAAGGAGGAAUGGGUGGAGGGUUUCAGGUUAGCGUCCCAGAUGAACUUCAAGUUUCCGCAGUGCGUAGCCAUGCCCCUCAAGACGAUCAUACCCAACGCCAGCCCCGAAUCUAUUCAUCUCAUACGCGACAUGCUCCUCUGGGAUCCACAGAAGAGACCCACUGCAGCACAGUGUCUUAAAUACAAGUACUUUCAAGUCGGCCAGAACCUGGGUGCCAAAGCGCAGCCCCCCGCUCAGCAACACCAGCAGAACCAAAUGGCUCAAAGGCAGGCACCCAACCAGAACUCGGCAAAGAGGAGAGUCCUUGCAGAACGCGAACCUGCGCCGAGCCCUCUCUCAAAAGUACAACCCAAGAGGGACAAUGCCCAGCCUAAGGACAGUAUGGAUGAUUUUUUUGCCAAUCUGGGCAAGUCGAAAGACGUGGAACCCUCAAAGCCUGUCCAGGAGAAGGCUCCGAACGCUGGAAACAAGAGUGGGAGGAGAAAAUGGGAGACGGGGAAGAAAGUGGAAGACAGUUGGGAUGAUUUUGACUUGGAAGGAAGUCGAGGGUUCGGUGGUACCAGUGCCAAGACGAAGAAGAUCGGAGGAAUGAAAGGCAAGGCGUUGCCUACAAUCGGAGCGGGAAAUGCAGUUGGGAAGAAGGCCUCGUUGGAUUGGGAAGACGAUGAUGACUUUUUGAAGAGUCCAACUAAGCACAGAGUAGGCCCUCUAUCGACAAGAAACCAACCUGGAGUGGCUAGGGUGGGACUAGAGUCUGGAAAAUCAUCUGCUUCAUCAGCUAAACAGUUCUACAUGGGCAAGGCCAGAUAUCUACCAGGUAUGAACGUGAAGAGCCCCAGGAAGGAUUCGGGCCAUGGUUUACCUGCACUUAAUAAAGUACCGUCAGGCAGUGCACAUAGAAGUAACAUAUUAGGAUCAAAUUACGCAAGAAGAACGGAGAACAACUACGGAAAUGGUGGAGGAAACGGUGGAGGAGGAAACUAUAUGCCAUCAUUUUCCGCUAAACAAGACAGCUCUGCUAGAAUAGGGGGCUACAAUGAACCAUGGAAGACAACAACAAAAGCAGGUGUAACAAAUACCUUUGGAGCUGCCAGGAACAACGGAUUACGAGCGCAGCCGGUCCAUGGCCGAACAGAUUGGGCGUCCAAGUACGGUGGAGUGCGGUAGUAUCAGCUGAACUUUGAUCCAAAACAGUGCAAUCACCAGAGGUUUAUAGAACAAGCUCCCGUAUCUUAAGCUCAUAUCAACUUUUGUAGGACGGCAGAGGCCUUCAUGGAUUAACAGAAAUCAAAUCAAUCGGAUUGGCUAACUAAUGUUUAUAAGAACAGCAUCUGAGAAAUUGGAGGAAAUUGGGUUUCUAAUUUGUAGUGCUUAUUGAAAUGUUCUUGAGCCCACUCUUACUAAUUUAUGUAUUCAUGAAUGUCAUGAAUAUUCAUAAUGUCAUGGUGUGUUAUGAAUAUCCAUCGUAAAAUCAUGAAGCUUUCAUAGCCUGACAAUCCACUCCUUGCACUGAAUUUCUGCAUUCGAGUUAGAUCUCACAGUAUUUGAACGUGUUUCUUUUUAACAUCACCUUGACUUAUGUUUUAAUUACAUGCAAAGCAACAGCUGCGAUCUGUUUUAUUUGUCUAGUUCUCAAUGAAGCAAUGUAAACUUUGAUCUGUACAGUUGUUGUCUAUAAAUUGGUUGCCUAUCAUGGACAUGGGAAUAUUGUUUUGUAUGUAUAGUCAUGAUAGGAGUCUCAGUAAUUAAUGGAUUGUUGCAUCAUGUGACGAUGAUGCAUUUGUCGUAUAUAUACUUUUUGUAAAUAUGUAUGUAAUAUCUGUUUAAGCUAAUUUUAACAAUCAGAGCAAUUUAAAAAAAGUAACAUUUUUGCCCUAAAUUGGUCACAUGAGUUGAGCUUUGGAGGUAGAUCUGGUUUUUAAAUUUUGAAGCAAAAUAUAACAUUACAUUAUCGCUGCUUUUGGUAAUUUUCAAUUGAAAAAUAAAAGAAUUGAGUCGAUAAAUAGUUACAUACAUUAAAAGCAUUGCAACUGUUUAAACUUUUAUGUGAAAUAACAGUUUUUCAGUCAAUACCAGCUUAAAAGUGGUCAAUAUUUUUUUUUUUUAACUAUAAGUUAAUGCUGAAAUAAAAGAUUUUAUCAUAUUUACUUUUUGUAAUUUUGAUUGAAAUCAGAAGAUUUUAAUCCUGUAAUCAGUAUUUUAACUGAAAUGGUGAAUUAUACAAAAGCAUUGUUCCUAUUGUGAAUAUGUAUGUCUUAAUUGCUAUUGCCUUAUUAAACUCUAAGAGUGCAUGAUUAGGUGCUUUAUUUUCUACAGCCCUUGAAACCGGAGCUUUGUCGAGUGUAAACCAAACGGUUCGGUCUCGUAUCCUUUUGGCGCUGCAAAGAAAGUUAGCCAACGGUUCUAUUUCAGCUUUCCCUUGUUUUUCUAGUCAUCUGCAGUCUUUUUAGUGUUGAAGAUGAGGAGCCAUUGCUUGUGCGCUUUUAAAGGUACUGUAAGAAAAAAAAAAAGAAAAGAAGAAAAAAAAAACAGCCACAAAAUAUUACAUUUCAAUGCCAAUAGCCUCCUAGAAGAACAAAUAAUUUAUUCGCUAUUCUCAUGAUAACACAGAUCUUUUUAAGGACCUCUUGCUGUAUUUAAUACGAGGCUUUCACCCGUAUAGUAUUUUGUAUAAAAAUGUUCAUCACCUUGUUCAAACGUUUACCAAAGCUGUAAAUCUCAAAAUGUUUUAGUGAUGUGUGUUGGUAAAUGAUUUUAUGUUCAUGUCAAGUCUGUAAAUGAAAUGUCAGAAAUUUGUUGAAAGGUGUUCAACAAAUUGCACAGCCAUUAGAUUGCUUUCAAGAGAUAUCUAUGGUGUGAUAUAAUUGAAAUAUAUUUCACAAGCGAUUUGGCACUGUAAUCUAAAAAAGCAAUACUUUUCACUCAUGGGUCUCGCAUAUUUCAUUGGAAAUCCAGAUUUUGAUUCAGAAUAUUAGUACCGGUAUGUAAAGAUUAUGCUCGGCAUGUCUUGAAAUUACUGUUCCUUCACAUCAACUGAUUGCAUUCAAAGUCAAGAAACAAGGGAAUUCUGAACUUGCAAUCAAACAAUAAUGUCAUUUGACCAAUCAGAAUGAAGUAUUCUUCUGAUGUCAUCAAUUGGUGGAAUUUGAUUGGCUGAUUUUCAGAAAUUAGAUUUCAUUGCACUUCUCCAAUCAAUCACAUCUUUCCUAUUAGCCAAUCAGAAUCAAGGAUUCUGUUUUACAUUAAGACAAUGUGGAUUCUGAUUGGAUAAUGGUCAGAAAGUAUUUGAUUGCAUGUGAAAUAAACCAAGUAUCAUGUGUUUGGUAUUUCUGAUUUUCUGGUCGAUGUUGUACUGUCACUGUCUGGUAUUUAGCGGCAAACUCUGAAAAUAUGAAACAAUUAUAUUCACAGCCUUUAUAAAUUACCUCCGGAAUGAAAUGUACAUACAGCUUUUUUUAGAUGGUCGACUUACGCUUUCUUGCUUUUAUAUAUAUAUAUAUGUCGGUUAAAUGCCUUCUCUUCCAUCAAUCGAAUGUCUGUGAAUGUAACUAGUUGUUUUCUCUUCCAUUCUUAUCAUCAGUCUUCUUGUUAAGUAUUACAUGUUCUGACAGUUGAAAGAAUAUAUGUUUUCCGCUUUGGUGCGAGAAGGAUGAUAAAGGGCUAUGUAAAUGGCCUUCUACCGCUGAACAGAAAAAUUAGCACGUACUAGUUUUGUGAUUCUGUGGUAUGUUUUGUGCCUGGCAAUAGGGUGGUAGUACAGAAUAACCAAAACAUUCUCAGAGAUGAAACAAUAAUUCGUUUUUUUUUGUAGUUAGAAUGGUGUUGACUUGUAUACUGUAACACAAUCCAAUUAAAUCCUGUAUCAUGGUGUCUCAUCAAAGGC
Molecule: messenger RNA, 5337 nt
Organism: Strongylocentrotus purpuratus (purple sea urchin)
Lineage: Eukaryota; Metazoa; Echinodermata; Echinoidea; Camarodonta; Strongylocentrotidae
Product: serine/threonine-protein kinase dyf-5
Exons: 14
Coding region: 795-2621 (608 amino acids)
Biological process (GO): protein phosphorylation; intracellular signal transduction; cilium assembly
Cellular component (GO): cytoplasm; cilium; nucleus
Molecular function (GO): ATP binding; protein serine/threonine kinase activity
Source: RefSeq, a predicted model, not a curated record